This is a messenger RNA of Nematolebias whitei (Rio pearlfish), 1881 nucleotides long. It is a transcript of the gene adgrg2a, whose product is annotated as adhesion G protein-coupled receptor G2a. Gene Ontology annotation, biological process: proteolysis; adenylate cyclase-activating G protein-coupled receptor signaling pathway; cell surface receptor signaling pathway. Bases 1 to 1881 code for a protein of 626 amino acids. NCBI's taxonomy places the organism in Eukaryota, Metazoa, Chordata, Actinopteri, Cyprinodontiformes, Rivulidae. The transcript is spliced from 14 exons. Gene Ontology annotation, molecular function: aspartic-type endopeptidase activity; G protein-coupled receptor activity. Gene Ontology annotation, cellular component: membrane. The record is from RefSeq and is a predicted model, not a curated record.
AUGACCAACCCUCAAAGCAGACCCACCAGUUUCAGAACUGUCGUGCUCAACCUGAAAAAGAACCAGUCUCACCGCAUGUGCGACAUCCUGAAAAAUCCAACUGUUGCCACUCUACCUUUGGAACCCCAAGUCAUAAGGGAAGAGACUCAAUCUUCAACUGCAGAUCGCAGCUCUUCCCCUACUGCUGAAGUUAUGACACAUGAUGCUCUUCUGGACACUGGGGCAGACAUAACACUAAUGUCUGCCACACUGUUUGAGAAACUGCGAUCAGUGGCAAAUCGGGCCGGCAGAGAUCUUAUCCUCCAACCAUGUGCCUUAGAUGUGAAGCCGUACACCCUCGAUGAAACCACUCUGUCCAGACUACCUGAUCUCAGCAGGUCUUGGUUAAAGAGUUCAGGCUCUACUGUGGGCUCGGUGUACUUACCUUCCUCUCUUACAGUGGGUCUAACUCAUGCUGAACAGAGGUGGGCCAGCAGAGUCCAGUUCACAUUCUACACCAAAAAUUCAUUAUUUAAGGAUGCAUCUUUAGACAACCAAACAGUUGUCAGUCCAGUUCUGGGGUCCAGCGUGUCCAACCUCUCAAUUAGCAAUCUAAGGGAAAACAUCAAGUUCACAAUCAGAAACAACAUUCCUGUAAAAGCAAGCAACAGAUCCUGUGUAUUCUGGGAUUUCUCCUUGAACAGGGGCAGAGGAGGCUGGAGAUCUGACGGAUGCUUUGUUGUCAGCGCCACUCCUGAGUACACAAACUGCAGCUGCAACCACCUGACGUCUUUUGCAAUUCUUCUGGAUUUGUCCAGGCAUGAAGUAGAUGAUCAAAAGCAAGAACAAAUUUUGACUUUCAUCACCUACGUUGGCUGUGGAAUUUCUUGUAUUUUUCUAGCUUUGACCCUGGUGACAUAUCUCUUAUUUAAAAAGCUGCUCAGAGAUAUUCCAGCUAAGAUCCUGGUCCAGCUCUGCAUGUCCAUCCUCCUCCUCAACCUGGUCUUCCUGAUGAAUGGAUGGCUGUCCACAUACUCAUCUGUGGGUCUGUGUAUCAGCACCGCCUUCUUCCUGCACUACUUCCUGUUGACAACAUUCACCUGGGCGGGGCUUGAGGCCUUGCACAUGUACCUGAGCAUUGUGCGAGUGUUCACACCUUACCUGAGCAGAUACAUGCUGAAGUUCUCACUGAUGGGCUGGGGUAUUCCUCUGAUUGUGGUGAUCGUUGUCAUAGCGGUGGAUAAGAACAAUUAUGGAUUGGUUACAUAUGCAAGAUACAUUGAUGGAACGACCGAUGACUUCUGCUGGCUGCGUGACGACAUUGCCUUCUACGUGGGUGUGGUCGCCUACUUCCUCAUGGUCUUUGUUCUGUGUCUGGUGGUCUUCAUUGUUGUUAUGGUUCAGCUGAACAGAAUUAAGAAACAGAAUCCUCACAACUACACUCCAAAGAGGGGCUUGGUCACAGACAUGCGCAGCAUCAUCAGUCUAGUGAUCCUGCUCGGCCUCACCUGGGGGUUUGCACUGUUUGCCUGGGGGGACCUCUAUCUACCCUUUGUUUAUCUUUUCUCCAUAUUUAACUCUCUGCAAGGUUUCUUUGUCUUUGUUUUUCACUGCGCUGUAAAGGAAAAUGUUCGCAGGCAGUGGAGAACAUACCUCUGUUGUGGAAAGCUGCGACUAGCUGAAAACUCAGACUGGAGUCGAAUUGCUACUCAGAAUAAGAAUUCAUCAGCUCUCAAUAUCUCAGAUCCCCACUUCAUCUAUCAGAACUCCGCCGUUGUGAGCUUCGCCUCCAACAAUAACAGCUCUAUAUUUUGGGACAGUGGACUGUCUGACCACUCCAACAGCGAUGUAAUCCUCAAUGAGAUUCACCGGCAACAUCUGUUCCAGCAAGGCAAAACCUGA